Messenger RNA from Pantherophis guttatus, 506 nucleotides. RefSeq names its product D-dopachrome decarboxylase. NCBI's taxonomy places the organism in Eukaryota, Metazoa, Chordata, Lepidosauria, Squamata, Colubridae. The record is from RefSeq and is a predicted model, not a curated record. Gene Ontology annotation, molecular function: phenylpyruvate tautomerase activity.
CCCGCCCGGCGAGGGGGCCUCCUGCGUCCCCGCCCCUCCCGCCGCGGGAGGCAGGGCCGGCGGGGCGGCGGGCGGUUUCCCUCCUCCGGGGCGCCGCACAAGAUGCCCUUCGUGGAGCUGGAGACCAACGUGCCGCCGGCGCAGCUGCCCCGCGACCUGCCCGCCCGGCUCGGCGCCGCCGCCGCCGCCAUCCUGGGCAAACCGGAGGAGCGAGUGGCGGCGACGGUGAAGGGCGGGCUGGCGCUGUCCAUGGGCGGCUCGGCGGCGCCGGGCGCGCUGCUCUCGGUCUGGGCGGUGGGCGCGGUGGGCUCGGCCGAGCAGAACCGGACGCACAGCGCGCACUUCGCCGAGUUCCUGGCCCGCGAGCUGGGGCUGGGCGCCGACAGGAUCUUGAUCCGCUUCCACCCGCUGGAGCCCUGGCAGGUGGGCAAGAAGGGGACGGUGAUGACCUUCCUAUGAGAGCCCCCCUGCCCCCCCCGCCCCAAUAAAGCGCUGCGCCCGCCGCC